Messenger RNA from Petromyzon marinus (sea lamprey), 6816 nucleotides. RefSeq names its product syntaxin-binding protein 5-like. Gene Ontology annotation, molecular function: GTPase activator activity; myosin II binding; syntaxin binding. Gene Ontology annotation, cellular component: SNARE complex; plasma membrane; cytoplasm. Gene Ontology annotation, biological process: Golgi to plasma membrane transport; exocytosis. The record is from RefSeq and is a predicted model, not a curated record. Lineage: Eukaryota; Metazoa; Chordata; Hyperoartia; Petromyzontiformes; Petromyzontidae.
CUCUCCCUCCCUCCCUCUCCCUCUCUCUCUCGCGCCCAGCGUGCACGGCAUAAAGCGAGCGCGACAGAGGCGCCGGAGCGACACGGCGAGAGGGGAAAGGGAGGGAGGCGGACGGGCUGGGAAGUGCUCAGGGAGAGAGAACGGAGCGCACUGCUCGCCUUUGACGCGCGCGAGCGGGGUUAGAGAGACAGAGAAAGAGGGGCGAGACGAGCACGGACGGUCAUCUCGCGCGUUCGUCUUCCGUGCGCGUGUUACUACUACAAGGGAGAGGCGAAUAGCUUACAAGAGAGGAAGCGGAGGGGAGAGGAGGAGUAGGAGGGACGGCACUUGCCACGCUCCGAUGUAGUCGAAUUAAAAGGGGAAUUGCUUGUUUAUUUAUCCCACCCCCUCCCCCCUUUUAAAUAUCCUCGGAACCCUCCACAGUCCCCCCCCCCCCACAUAAAGAGAAAAACGGGUUCAAAAUUAUUGCGGCCGACGGCGAAUCUCUCUUGCGCCCCGCCGCCCGCUCUUCGCCGUUGUCGCCAUGAAGCGCUUCACGGACAAUUUCCGCAAGGUGCUGGACGGCCUCACCACGCCGGGAGCCCCGCAGAGCCCCAGCAAGCCCGAGAGCGAGAUCGCGGAGAGCCUCGCCUCCGAACACUUCCAAGUAUCAAAGACGGUGAGACACGGAUUCCCGCAUCAACCCACGGCGCUCGCCUUCGACCCGGUGCAGAAGAUCCUGGCGGUAGGGACGCACGGAGGCGCCUUGCGAGUGUUCGGGAGGCCUGGAGUGGACUGCUUCUGCCAACACGAGAACGGCGUAGAGGUGACACAGCUGAUGUUCAUGGUGAACGAGGGCGCUUUGAUCAGCAGAUGCUCCGACGACAGCCUCCACCUGUGGAACCUUCGGCAGAAGCAGCCGGCGGUGCUGCACUCGCUCAAGUUCCACAAGGAGAGCAUCGGCUGCGCCCACCUGCCAUUCCAGAGCAAGUGGCUCUACAUCGGCACCAAGAAGGGCAACAUCCACGUGGUGAACGUGGAGUGCUUUCAGCUCUCGGGCUACGUCAUCAUGUGGAACAGAGCCAUCGAGUUGUCGACGAAAGCCCACCCCGGCUCCAUCGUGCACAUCAGCGACAACCCCGUGGAUGAAGGGAAGCUGCUGAUUGGCUACGAGAGGGGAACCGUCGUGCUCUGGGACUUGAAGUCCAAGAAGGCUGAUUUCCGAUACUAUUACGAAGAGGAGAUUCACUCGGUGUCGUGGCACCACGAGGGAAAGCAGUUCGUGUGCAGCCACUCGGACGGCAGCCUCACCACGUGGAACGUCCGCAGCCCCGCCAGGCCCACCGGCCUCGUCGUGCCCCACAAAAAACCUUUCAAAGAAGGCAGGAAGGUGGACGUGUGUGGGCCCAUCUUGAAGGUGGAACACAAGACCUGCCGGACUGCGGAGCCCUUCACGAUUUUCUCCGGCGGCCUGGUGGAGGGCAAGGCCAAGCGGAGCAGCCUGUCGGUGAUGCAUGGCAGGAACAUCACCGUGCUCGAGAUGGACUCCAACAUCGUCGACUUCCUCACCUUGUGCGAGACGCCUUACCCCAGCGAUUUCCAAGACCCUUACGCGGUGGUCGUGUUGCUUGAAAAGGACAUGGUGGUGGUUGACCUCACGCAAAGCGGCUACCCAAUCUUUGAAAACCCCUACGCGAUGGACAUCCACGACUCACCCGUCACGUUCUGCGAGUAUUUUGCCGACUGCUCGGUGGAAAUCAUCCCGGCGCUGUAUUCUGUAGGAGCCCGUCAGAAGAAGCAGGGCUUCAGCAAACAGGAGUGGCCCAUUAGUGGCGGCAGCUGGGACAUCGGCAACCAGAGCUACCCAGAGGUGAUCAUCACAGGGCACGCGGAUGGCUCCCUCAAGUUCUGGGAUGCUUCCGCCAUCACCCUGCAGCUGCUGUACAAGCUCCGCACGGCCAAGAUUUUUGAACGACCCGUGGCAGCCGGGGUCGCAGUUCGUGACGUCGGCAAGGGUGGCGGCAUCGUGCCUUCGCCUGCCCCGGCGGCGGUGACGGUGGACGAGCCCGAGGACCCGUUCGCUGUCCAGCUGCUGGCCUGGUGCCCCGAGAGCCGGAUGCUGUGCGUCGCCGGCGCGUCGUCCCACGUCGUCUUCUAUCGAUUCAGCCGUCAGGAGGCCGUCGGCGAGAUUGCGGUGCUGGAGGUGAGGAUGCAGCCGGAGCCAGAGGGAGCCGAGACUCCCGAUCCUGACGCGGUGAUAGCGACCGUCUCCUCCUCGUUGUCCUCAUCGUCCACGACUUCUGCUGCUGCCGCUGCUUCCGGUGCCGCCACCUCCUCCUCCUCCUCUUCCACCUUCCCCUCCUCGUCGCUUCCGCCCCCCCCGGCGCCGUCCGGACCCGGCCCGGGCCUCCCGGCGUCGUCAUCGCAGCUGCCGUACCCUCGCGGGCACCCGUCCAGCGCCAGCACAGGCUCUGGCGACGGGGCGGUGCCGUCCCUCAGGGUGAAGAGCGAGGCCGUGCGCCAGUCGCCGGGCUACCAGGCCGAGCUCGUCGUGCAGCUGGUGUGGGCCGACGGGGAGACCUCGCAGCUGCCCACCAGCUUGGAGGUCAGCUCCGCCUAUGGCCUGGUGGCGCUGGGUACUUGCAGUGGCCUCGUCGUGGUGGACGUCCUGCAGAGGAGCAUUCUUCUCAGCCUGAGCUGCCUCGACCUCUACGGCUCCAGUGACCCCUACCAGAGACAACCCAAGUCUCCACGCAAGAGCAAGCAGCUGGCUGCUGGCCUGGCUGACAUCACAGAGGGUAUCGGGGCCCCGGACACAGAGAGGAGCCGCUCGCCAAGUUCAGUAGUGCGAUCACGAAGAUGGAGUUUUGUUUAUUUAACAGUUAAAAGACACCGGAAAUUAAGUCUCCCAAGUGACCUUAAGACAAGCAUAGUAGUUCUCCAAAAGAGCUACCAAAACAGCAAACGAGAUGACGUAAUUGACACAGACCAGCUGAACGGGGUGUGCACGAGUCCCACGGCGGUCCAGCAGUCGAGGAGCCCCGCGAAACGCCUCGCCCCCAGCGAAGCGCCCAAGGCCAAGAGCCGGGGACCCGUGAGACCUCCGUUCCGCAAGGCGAUGUCCGCCGCCUGCAUGGAGGUCAGCGCGCCCGCCGCGCCCGCCAACGGAGAAGGUGCCUCCAAAUCAUUCCACAUUGGCGUGGGCGCCUCCACUCCAGCUGCCACGACCGCCACGACGCACGGAGGCAGGCGAGCAAUGCUUCAGCAAUUACACAGCUUCAGUAUAUUCUCGCAUGACGAUCACCAGGCCUCCGGUUACGCGUGGAAUGGCCGAGAGACACGCGACAACUCGCUGGGCCAGUCGCGAAGCUCCAGCGUGUGCAGCAUCGACAAGGAGUCGCGCGAGUCCGUCACGGCCCUGCGCUUCUCGGAGAGCUUCGCGCGCAAGGGCGACGGCUCCACGUGCCCGUGCCUCUGGGUCGGCACCAGCCUGGGCACCGUCCUCUCCGUGGGCCUCAGCCUGCCGCCGUCCAGCGAGCAGCGGCUCAGCCAGCCGGUCAUCAUCUCGCCGAGCGGCACCGUGACGCUGCUCAAGGGCCCCGUCCUCCGCGUGGACUUCCUCGACUGCGGCGGGGCGCUGGCGAGGCGGCCGCACGAGGCGUGGCGCGACACCAACUCGCACAGCGACGAGCGGGACGAGCGGGGGGAGCGGGCGCGGCGCCGCAGGCCCCAGUCGGUGACGCCGUCGGCGUCGGCGCAGGAGCUGGGCGCCGCCACCCAGUACGUGGUGGCGUGCUCCGAGAAGCAGGCCAAGGUGGUGGCACUGCCGGCGCAGAGCUGCGUCUACAAGCACAACAUCACGGAGACGUCGUUCGUGCUGCGCGCCGACGCCGUCGCCAUCGGCGCCAGCGCGUGCCUCGCGAGCUUCUGUGCCAAUGGCCACAUCAUCAUCUUUAGCCUCCCCAGCCUGCGUCCCCUGCUGGACGUGAACUUCCUGCCGCUCGCCGACUUGCGAGCGGCUCGCACGUUCUGCUUCUCCAACGGCGGCCAGGCCCUGUACCUGUGCUCGCCCACGGAGAUCCAGCGAAUCACCUACAGCCAGGAGAUGUGCGAGAGUUUACAGGACAUGCUGGGGGAGCUGUUCAUCCCGGUGCAGACCCCGGAGGCUCCCAACAAAGGCUUCUUCAAGGGGUUCUUCGGCGGAAACAGCCCCUCGCUCGACAGGGAAGAGCUCUUCGGCGAGACCGGAUCCGGCAGGGCGUCGCGCAGCCUCGCGCAGCACAUCCCGGGCCACGGCUCCGGCUCCGAGGGAGUGAAGGCCGCGGCGGGCGGGGUGGCGGCCGAGAUGUCGCGGGCGCGCCUGGCGCUGGACGAGCGCGGGCAGCGGCUAGGCGACCUGGAGGACCGCACGGCGGCGAUGCUCUCCGGCGCCGAGAACUUCAGCAAGCACGCGCACGAGAUGAUGCUGAAGACGAAAGACAAGAAGUGGUACCAACUGUGAGGCAACGCGGCGAGCAGCGAGGAGCCGCGAUCGCCGUCCCGCCCAGGAGACGGUCGGGGGUCGAGAGAGAGUCACUCCGAACGCUCGCCCGCUCGCUCUCGCUGAGCGCGCAAACACCGCCGGUGACCGCAAGCGCUCCUGUGCACGGAGACAAUCCCAGCCCGCGUGGACGUCCGAGCGCCUGCAACCCCCCCCCCCCAACCACCACCCAUCCCUCCGGGGAGAGAGGGGACGCGCCGGCGGUAAUGGAAUAUUUACACACGCGAAAAAAAAAUCGAAAACAAAACUACAACAACACAUGGGAAAGAUGCGACACGGACGGGCUCCGGUGUAAAGGUGCAGGGGGAGAUUCGCAGAGGGGCGGCCCGAGUGGAGAUGCAAUCGUGCCAAGUGGCAACGCCGAGCUGUUAACCUGCGUCGCGAAGGUUAACGUAGCACACGUUCCCGCCUGGCACGUUCGUAUCGAGAGCUCGGAGGCGGGAGUGUGCGGGUGGGAAUGGGGGUUUCUGCGCGUGGAUAUUGUUCGUAGGGUUCAGGGCGGACGGGCGGGCUGAUGUGGGGAGGAGUGGCAGGGGGAAGUGCAAUGUUUAAAAGUUCAUCACCGCAUUGCCAAACUCUGUGCUGCACGAUGGGAGCCGCAUUCGACUCAGCUUUAUAGGUCCUGGAGUGCGAUACUGGGCGACUGUGGAAAAGAGCUUCAUAGCUUAUCGGAUUCCUCCAGUAUAAACAAAUAUUCUAUGAUACGUUUUUUCUUGAAAACCUUAAGGUGUCUUUUCUUUUUCUCGUUUAUAAAGUUGGCUUUAUCGUUUCGAGACGUGGCGCGUUAAAGGUUUUUUUUUCUCUUCUUUGUUUGAGAUUCGAAUUAUGCUUUAAUAAAUAAUAAGUUUAUCUUCCAUCCUUUAGAAGGACUCAUUUGCAAUAUUAUGAACCGUUUAUUUGAAAGUAUAUUUUGACAAAAAAAAUAAUUCAUUGCCGUUAACCGAAAACGCGUUAAGCGGACAACACGCUCGGGGCACGUCCACACGCAUCGCAAGUAUACGUUUAUACGGCACGUCCGGUGGUGUUUUUGCGAGAGCAUCAGUCACGCUUUUCCAACAUGUGCGAUGUUUUGUAAGAGAUUAUAUUAUAAGACGAACACGUAUGGUUUUAGCUAAUUAUGCAGUAGUUUUCAAUAGACAUUUAUUAGUCCGCAAAAUAUAUUCGUAACCUCUCCGACCGUGUUACUGCACACCUUAAUAAAAUAACUAAAGUCUUACUAUUCUUAAUAUUUAUUGUUAAUAUUAUAUUACAACGUAGACAUAUACAAUUACGGAUACAUUAAAGACUUGACUUUAAUGUUCAAUGGCUAUCUGUUAUGCCCUGUAAUGCUCUUACAGCGGAUGUAUUUUGUAAACCUUUGCAUCCUUUGUAUUGGUCUGUACCCAUCGUGACCUGGAGUCGCUCUCCUGCUGCACGAACUGGGGGUCUAGGCUGCCGUUUCUGGAGCGUUUUUGAGUCUCGGUGGCAAGGGGGGGAUGGGGGGGGGGGUGAUGAGACAAUUUGGCUCGUGCGACUGGUCCUUGAAUAAGUAAGGCUGCGUGCCCGUGUCUGGCGGGUCCUGGCGGUGGAAAGAUUAACCAGAGAAACAAAAAAGAAAUGCACAAUUGUUUUUAGAGCAUUCGUGCAGAGUUUACUGGCGGCGAGAGACGUGGCACUCGUGCGUGCGCGUGCGUGUAAGUCUCGCGUGUGUGUUAUGAUUUCGUGUUUGUUUUCUACCUAAUAUGAACGUGCUCGUCGCACGACGUUACGGGGGGUGCCGAGCACUUCACUGGUCAUUUGUAUUUUAGAGCGUCGUCAUAUUUUGCAGCGGUGGGUUUCUCCGGUGGCAGAAGAAAAAAAACAAAUAAUUUGACUUGAUAAAAAAAAAUCCGAGCGAGCGGCUACUCCGUCGAUCGAAUCUCUGCGCUCAUUGCUCGCUUUAGAAGGAUGCAGAAACAUCUUCUGGGUAGAUGUGCUCCCGAAAGAAUCACCCGAUCGUACACAAUAAAGUUUUUUUUUUUUGUCACGUGCCGUAGUUUUAUUUUGCGUCGCACAAGCUGCUAACGAAGACCGUGCGGUUCGUUCCUCCUCCUCCUCCUCCCUCCUCUUCUCGUUUUCGCUUCUUCGCCUCUCUCGUGCUGGGGAUGUGGCGUGUGUUUUCGGUGUGACUCAUCAAACGAGUGCCAAUGAUGUAAUAGUUUAAACCUCCUUUGACGUUAACCUCUUGCCGUUUGAAUAAAUCUCAACUCUGGAAAACGACACCGGUCCAGUGCGUGUGGCGAUGCCGUCGUAUUAAAUAAACGCCUGUGAAAAAAUAA